This is a messenger RNA of Knipowitschia caucasica, 2445 nucleotides long. NCBI's taxonomy places the organism in Eukaryota, Metazoa, Chordata, Actinopteri, Gobiiformes, Gobiidae. The record is from the annotation of a GenBank genome assembly.
AUGGGGGAGAAGCCAGGAGACUUGAUUUCAGAUCUACAGAGUCUGGAGGAAACUGAAGACACUCGGCAGAAUAUCGCCUAUCCAGUGAAGAUUGUCAAAGUUGGUGACACGAACCUCCAGGAGCCUCCAGGAGCCUCCAGGGCCGAGGGAGAGGCCAGCUGCUUCCACCCCCACGCCAAGCACUUCGGCACGGGCCAAAUCACGCGCCAGCCUCCCAUCCAUACGUGCUCAUUAGGGCUGCCUCCAGAUAAGGAAGGAGGUCUGCCCAAACAAGUGGGGAAUAAGACAGAGUGUGGUCUGCUGGGACUGGUGCUGGACCUAAAGCGAGACUAUCAGCCAAUCCGGAACCAGAUUCCUGAGGAGAAACUCUACAAGGUCUACACCUUCAACUCGGUUCGGAAGUCCAUGAGCACCGUGAUCAAACUGUCCGACGGGAGCUUCCGGAUGUACAGCAAGGGCGCCUCCGAGAUCGUCCUCAAGAAAUGUAACCACAUCCUAAAUGAGGCCGGCGAGCCGCGGGUCUUCCGUCCGAGGGACAAAGACGAGAUGGUGAAGAAGGUGAUCGAGCCCAUGGCGUGUGACGGGCUGCGGACCAUCUGUGUGGCGUACCGAGACUUCCCUGGAUCUCCGGAACCCAACUGGGAUGACGAGAACAACAUCCUGAACGACCUGGUGGCCAUCUGUGUGGUCGGCAUCGAAGACCCGGUCCGACCCGAGGUUCCGGAUGCGAUCCAGAAGUGCCAGCGCGCCGGAAUCACGGUGCGGAUGGUGACCGGAGACAACAUCAACACGGCACGCGCCAUCGCCAUCAAGUGUGGCAUCAUCCACCCGGGAGAGGACUUCCUCUGCAUCGACGGGAAAGAGUUCAACCGUAGGAUCCGCAACGAGAAGGGAGAGGUCGAACAGGAGAGGAUGGACAAAGUUUGGCCCAAAUUGAGAGUUCUGGCCCGUUCCUCUCCGACAGACAAACAUACACUGGUGAAAGGUAUCAUUGACAGCACCAUGGUAGCACAGCGGCAGGUGGUUGCGGUCACCGGGGACGGCACCAACGACGGGCCGGCGCUGAAGAAGGCGGACGUGGGGUUCGCGAUGGGCAUUGCUGGGACAGACGUGGCCAAAGAGGCGUCGGACAUCAUCCUGACAGACGAUAACUUCAGCAGCAUCGUGAAGGCCGUGAUGUGGGGGAGGAACGUGUACGACUCCAUCUCCAAGUUCCUCCAGUUCCAGCUCACGGUCAACGUAGUGGCGGUGAUUGUGGCCUUCACUGGAGCUUGCAUCACUCAGGACUCGCCGCUGAAGGCCGUGCAGAUGCUGUGGGUGAACCUCAUCAUGGACACCUUUGCGUCUCUGGCUCUGGCCACUGAACCUCCCACCGAGUCUCUGCUCAAGAGGAAACCGUACGGACGCAACAAGCCGCUCAUCUCCUCCACCAUGACCAAGAACAUCCUGGGGCACGGCGUCUACCAGCUCAUCAUCAUCUUCUCUCUGCUGUUUGUGGGGGAGCAGAUCUUUGACAUUGACAGCGGCCGUAACGCUCCCCUGCACUCGCCGCCGUCAGAACACUACACCAUCAUCUUCAACACCUUCGUCAUGAUGCAGCUGUUCAACGAGAUCAACGCCAGAAAGAUCCACGGGGAGAGGAACGUGUUCGACGGCAUCUUCAGGAACCCCAUCUUCUGCUCCAUCGUCUUCGGGACAUUCGCUGUUCAGAUCGUGAUCGUCCAGUUCGGGGGGAAGCCGUUCAGCUGUCAGCCUCUGGACCUGGAGAAGUGGAUGUGGUGUGUGUUCCUGGGCCUCGGCGAGCUCGUCUGGGGACAGGUCAUCGCCUCCAUCCCCAACAGUAAGCUGCGGUUCCUGCGGCGGGCGGGCGCUCUGACACGGAAGGACGAGAUGCCGGAGGAGGACGCCAACGAGGACAACGAGGAGAUCGACCAUGCGGAGCGAGAGCUGAGGAGGGGCCAGAUCCUGUGGUUCAGAGGUCUCAACCGCAUCCAGACUCAGAUCGAAGUAGUCAACACCUUCAAGAGCGGCACCUCCUUUCAGGGCGCGGGAGCUCUGAGGCGCCAGUCGUCCACCACCAGCCAGACGCAGGAUGAGCGCAGGGAGGGUGAUUCCCACGGCGUGACAUUUCAGAUCCGCGUUGUGAAUGCGUUUCGUAGCUCUCUGUACGAAGGCCUGGAAAAACCCGACUCGCGCUCAUCCAUCCACAACUUCAUGACGCACCCCGAGUUCCGGAUCGACGACUCCACCCCCAGCAUCCCGCUCAUCGACGAGACGGAGGACGAGAUGGCGAGGCGGAGGCGGAAGUUCCAGAAUCAGCCGCCGUCUCCCAACAAAAACAACAACGCCAUAGACAGCGGCAUCAACCUCACCAUCGACACCAGUAGAUCCGCCGCCUCCUCCACCCCCGCCUCCCCGCUUCACAGCUUGGAAACCAGUCUCUAA